Messenger RNA from Sphenostylis stenocarpa, 669 nucleotides. The record is from the annotation of a GenBank genome assembly. Lineage: Eukaryota; Viridiplantae; Streptophyta; Magnoliopsida; Fabales; Fabaceae.
AUGGCAAGUUUUGGGCCUCUUUGUCGCAUAGCUAUUAUGCUAGCUAUGGCUCUGGUGAUGGUUGCACCAACCUAUGGUCAAAUCAACACGCCAUGUAACGCAUCAACAAUAGGGAGUUUCUUCACACCUUGUAUGAAUUUUGUGACAGGUAGCAGUGGCAAUGGAACCUCACCUACGACGGAGUGCUGCACUGCCCUCAAGUCCCUCACAAAUGGGAGCAUGCAGUGUUUGUGUCUCAUUGUCACUGGCAGCGUUCCCUUCAGAAUACCUAUCAAUCGAACCUUGGCCAUUUCUCUCCCUCGUGCCUGCAACAUGCCCGGGGUCCCAGUUCAAUGCAAAGCCUCGGGUUCACCACUUCCUGCUCCUGGACCAGUGGCUCUUGGACCAUCACCUUCACCUGCUUCAGCUCCCUCUGGAUUUAUUCCAACCCCAAGUCCUCAAGGCUCUGUUGUUCUCCCCUCACCAACUUCACCUUCUCUGGCACCACAAUCUGACGCAUCUCCUUCUCUUUUGACUCCACCAUCUCCAUCAGCGGAUUCUGGUAACCCAUCUGUAUCAACCGGAAGUGGCCGCACUAAUCUCACUCCAUCAUCUGCCAUGACAUCUUACAAUGCCCCACCUUAUCUUCUCUUCAUUGCACUCGGACUUGCUGUUCUCCAAUACCACUAG